Molecule: messenger RNA, 3198 nt
Organism: Dipodomys ordii (Ord's kangaroo rat)
Lineage: Eukaryota; Metazoa; Chordata; Mammalia; Rodentia; Heteromyidae
Gene: Kcnu1
Product: potassium channel, subfamily U, member 1
Exons: 25
Coding region: 1-3198 (1065 amino acids)
Biological process (GO): transmembrane transport; reproductive process; potassium ion transport
Cellular component (GO): membrane
Molecular function (GO): monoatomic ion channel activity
Source: RefSeq, a predicted model, not a curated record
AUGCCUGGAAGGAAGCCACAACUCGGAAAUGGGGAACAAUUUGGGAAAAUAUUUUGCUCCACUGAGAUUCAAGCAGCAUUCAUUCUCUCCUCCUUUGUGACCUUCUUCAGUGGACUUGCCAUCUUGUAUAUUUUCAGACUCCUAUGGAAAUUCAUAAAAAAACAUCACAAAAGAAAAGAAAAAGAUAUCUUGAAUCUAAUCUCAUCACGUGCUAGUUUUUUAAGAAGGCUUUACAUUAAUGGAGCAUUUCGAGAUCGAAUAGAAAUGUUGCUCUCAGCACAGACCUUUGUGGGGCAAGUGUUUGUGCUCCUAGUUUUUGUACUAAGCAUCGGAUCUCUUAUAAUCUAUUUCAUCAAUUCUACUGACCCUGUUGGAAGCUGUUCUUCAUAUGACGAUAUAACAAUACCCAUUGAUUUGAUUUUCAAUGCUUUCUUUAGUUUCUAUUUUGGGUUAAGAUUUUUGGCAGCUGGUGACAAGAUCAAGUUCUGGGUGGAACUGAAUUCAAUUGUGGACAUUUUUACCGUCCCACCAGCCUUUAUUUCUUAUUAUUUGAAGAGUAAUUGGCUAGGGUUAAGGUUCCUCAGAGCUCUAAGGCUGCUAGAACUGCCUCAAAUCUUGCAAAUUCUACAAGUCAUUAAGACCAGUAAUUCAGUGAAACUUUCCAAGCUGUUAGCAAUAAUUCUCAGUACCUGGUUCACAGCUGCUGGAUUCAUUCACCUGGUAGAAAAUUCUGGUGACCCCUGGCUCAAAGAUAGAAAUGCACAGAACAUGUCAUAUUUUGACUCCAUUUACCUGGUUGUGGCAACAACAUCCACUGUUGGCUUUGGAGAUGUGGUGGCUAGGACAUCCCUAGGACGGGCCUUCAUCAUGUUCUUCACCCUGGGCAGCUUGGUGCUAUUUGCAAACUAUGUCCCUGAAAUGGUAGAACUUUUUGCUAACAAGAAGAAAUUCACCACGUCUUACCAAGUUGUGAAAGGGAAGAAAUUCAUCGUGGUCUGUGGAAACAUCACUGUUGACAGCGUCACUGCCUUUCUGAGGAAUUUUCUCCGUCACAAGGCCGGGGAAAUCAACACUGAGAUUGUUUUCCUAGGAGAAGUGCUAUCUAUCAAGAACUAUUACCCCAAGACAAGAAUCAUCAUCCAGAUUCUUCAUUCCCAUAACAAGGUUUUCCUGCCCAAGAUUCCCAACUGGAACUGGAGUGCUGGGGACAACAUCAUCUGCUUUGCUGAAUUAAAGCUUGGAUUUAUUGCACAAGGUUGUUCGGUACCCGGCUUAUGUACUUUACUUACAUCUCUAUUUAUUGAGCAAAACAAAAAGGUUACUCCUAAGCUUCCCUGGCAAAAAUAUUUCUUAAGUGGCCUAAAGAACAAAAUUUUGACUCAGCGACUCUCAGAUGACUUUGCUGGAAUGAGUUUUCCUGAGGCUUCCAGACUCUGCUAUGUGAAGAUGAACCUCAUGCUGAUAGCCAUCGAGUACCAAUCCAUGUUCCGCAGCAGUUACAGUGGUCUGAUACUAAAUCCACCUGCACAAGUCAAGCUGCUGAAGAACACAUUAGGGUUCUUUAUUGCUGAAUCUCUGAAAGAAGUCAAAAGAGCCCUCUUUUACUGUUCUACCUGCCACCGUGAUGUGUGCACCCCUGAGAUGAUUACCAAAUGUGGCUGCAAAAGCAAGACCCGACAGCAAGGGUCAGGGCUGGUGGUGUUGAAGAGGAACAUGAAGGACUACUCCACUGUAAGAAUCCAGGAUUCUUUUCCAAGAGGAGAGGAAAGCUUGAACUCUAACACCAGGAUCUUCCAACAUGAUUCAAGGACAGAAAAUGAUGACCAGCUUGACAGCAGCGGCAUGUACCACUGGUGCAAAUCUACCCCUCUGGAAAAGGUGAUUCUGAAACGGUCCUCAAAAUAUGAGUUUCGGAACCACAUUGUAGCAUGUGUAUUUGGAGAUGCACAUUCAACCCUGAUGGGUCUGCGGAACUUCGUGAUACCCUUGAGAGCUAGCAACUUCACCCGACAGGAACUGAAGGACAUUGUGUUCAUUGGGUCUCUGGAUUACCUAGAGAGAGAAUGGCGAUUUAUCCGGAACUUUCCCCAGAUAUUCAUUCUGCCUGGAUCUGCACUCUAUAUUGGAGACCUACACACAGUCAACAUAGAGGACUGCUCCAUGUGUACUAUCUUAGCCCCCUCGCCCAAGCCAUGUAGCAGUCCAACUCUGGUGGACACAGAGGCCAUCAUGGCCACACUCAACAUUGGAUCACUGCGAAUCGCCACCGGCCCCCAGGAAUCUUCAGCCACAGAAGGGAUCACAUCUGAAUAUAAUGAAUGUAGUGAGAGAAAGUUUCGACGAGUUCCCAUCCUCACUGAACUGAAAAAUCCCUCCAACAUCCACUUCAUUGAGCAGCUUGGUGGACUGGAAGGGACCCUCACAGGAACCAGCCUGCAUCUCAGCACAUCUUUUGCCAUAGGUGCUGUCUUUUCUGGAAGUUUCUUGGAUUCCCUCUUGGCCACAGCCUUCUACAACUAUCAUGUCCUGGAAUUACUUCACAUGUUGGUGACAGGAGGGAUAAGCUUCCAGCUGGAACAACAUUUGGACAAUGAAAAGCUUUCUGGGCUACCUGAGAGCUCUACAUUCUUGUCUGGGAGGAUGCGAUGUAAGAUGGGUCUUCUGUCUUUAGACCAAACCAUAUUAUCAGACAUUCAACCAAGAAGAACCUUUGGACAACUGUUUUGUGGUUCUUUAGACAAUUUUGGAAUCCUAUGUAUUGGCUUAUACCGCAUGAUAGAUGAUGAAGAGAACAACCCAGAACACAGAAGGGGAGUAUGCUGGUUUGUGAUUACCCGGCCAUCAAUCCAGUUUAAGCUGCUGCCCACAGACUUAGUGUUUUGUGCCAUUCCUUUCAACACUGAUUGUUGCAAAAAAGAUAAUGAUGUUUCUGCAACACAAGCUCCAUAUGAAAUUAUAAAUAUAGCGCCAUUGACAUCGGAGACACAGCUAGACUUAGAUCGCCCUGCAGCAACUGACCUAAUGGAAGAGAAAUCACUCCACAUGUUCUAUUCACAAGUCUAUCCUUUAGAGUCAAGUACUAGCCACUUUUCUGAAUCUCAUCAAACAGUGCUAGGUAAUAAACAGCUAGGUGAAAAUGUGGAAAGUAAUGGAAAGGAAAACAUCCAGAAGGAAGGUACUGUGUUGACUCCAACCUAA